AUGACGGAUCCCUCACCAACACUAUCAAGGAAGCAGAAAGCUGCCAUCUACAACUCACCCGGAUCAGUUUCUAUCGAUAUCGUGGAGACUGACAUUCCUGAGCCGGGCCCAGAUGAAGUUUUGAUAAAUUUGACCCAUUCUGGCGUUUGUCACUCCGAUCUCGAUAUUAUGACAAAUAGUUGUGCGGGCCUUCCACCGACUCCACAAGGACAAGUUGGUGGCCAUGAAGGAGUUGGUCGUGUCGUGAAGCUGGGUUCGGGAACAAGGGGCUCUGGUAUCAAGAUUGGGGAUCGGGUUGGUGUGAAAUGGGUCGCAAGUGCUUGUGGGAAUUGCGAACCGUGCCAAAUGCAAUCGGACAGCCUUUGCUUUAACCAGAAGGUGUCCGGAUUUUACACCCCUGGAACAUUCCAACAAUAUGUCCUGGGUCCAGCAAAUUACGUGACUAGGGUCCCAGAUGGAGUAGAGUCUGCUCAGGUCGCGCCUCUACUCUGUGCAGGGCUUACUGCCUAUUCCGCUCUCAAGCGCAGCAUGACCGCACUGGGUCAGUGGGUUGUCGUCUCUGGCGCAGGGGGCGGACUGGGACACCUGGCAGUUCAAAUUGCUAGUAAGGGGAUGGGGUUACGUGUCAUCGGCAUUGAUCAAGGACAAAAAGCCGAUUUGGUCAAGGAAUCAGGCGCCGAACAUUUUGUGGACAUUUCCAAGUUUCCUACAGAUGAUGACGGUGUGGCUAUUUCAAACCACGUCAAAUCUCUGACUGGAGAACUCGGGGCUCACACUGUCAUUGUCUGUACCGCUGCCAAUAGUGCAUACAGUCAAGGGGUCCAAUUUCUCAGAUUCAGCGGUACACUGGUCUGUGUUGGGAUCCCAGCAGGUGAACAAAAAGCGAUAGCUAGCGCUUCUCCCGGAAUUUUGAUAGCGAAGCAAUUGAAAAUUAUGGGGUCGGCAGUUGGCAAUCGUGUGGAUGCCGUUGAGGUGUUGGACUUUGCUGCUCGGGGAGUAGUUAAGGUCUAUAUACAGACGGUACCAAUGGAGGCGCUUGCGCAAGUUUUCCAGGAUAUGAAGACAGGAAGCUUGCUUGGGAGAGCAGUGAUUGACCUGUCUUGA
Molecule: messenger RNA, 1104 nt
Organism: Penicillium expansum
Lineage: Eukaryota; Fungi; Ascomycota; Eurotiomycetes; Eurotiales; Aspergillaceae
Product: zinc-dependent alcohol dehydrogenase
Exons: 4
Coding region: 1-1104 (367 amino acids)
Molecular function (GO): oxidoreductase activity
Source: RefSeq, a predicted model, not a curated record